CAGCUGUUGCGGUGUUUUCGAAUCAGUGGCGCUUAAAUGACAGAUGAGGCGAUAUUCCGGUGUUUCUGUGUAAAUUAUGAAUAAGACUCUGUGUGAGUCAAUUAGAUGGUAUGUCAGUCAAAUAAAGGGAUCAAAUCCUGAAGAUAUCGCUGAUGGUGAUAACUUUACGUGUGUCGAGUUUAAUGAGUCCGGAGAAUUGUUAGCUACUGGUGAUAAAGCAGGUCGUGUUACGGUUUUUAAGAAUAAUAAAGAUACUGGAUUAUAUGAUAUUUAUUGCACAUUUACGAGUCAUGAACCAGAAUUCGAUUACUUAAAAUCUCUGGAGAUCGAAGAGAAGAUUAAUUCAAUUACCUGGCUUCAAGCAUACUCUUCUGCUCAUCAUCUUCUUUCAGCUAAUGAUAAAACCAUUAAACUGUGGAGAUUAUCAGAAAGACACUAUGAAGCAUAUAAUUUUAAUAUACGUGACGAUGAGAAUGCUAGUUUAUGGGAUGAAAGCUCGGAUCGACUGAAUAUGAUCGGACCACCAAUUCCUCACAUAAUUACUCCAGAUAAACUGCGUAUUCCGAAGUUUCGUAAAUCUCGUCAUCUUACAAUCGAAGCCCGCCCACGACGUUUUUUUGCCAAUGCUCAUGCUUAUCAUAUAAAUGCGGUUUCUGUAAAUUCUGAUCAAGAAACAUUUCUUUCGGCUGACGAUUUACGCAUUAAUCUUUGGCAUUUAGAUGUGACCAAUCAGUCAUUUACUAUUGUCGAUUUAAAACCGUCAAAUAUGGAGGAUUUAAGUGAAGUCAUUACUUGUUCACGGUUUCACCCUGUUCAAUGUAAUAUACUUGCCUAUUCAACUAGUCGAGGUUUGAUUCGGUUAUGCGAUAUGCGAUAUCGUGCUCUAUGUGACGAUCAUGUACUUGUGUUUGAGGAUCCAAGUCUUUCACAAAAUCUGGGAUUUUUCGCCGAUAUUAUUGCAAGUUUAUCAGAUUUUCGCUUCGGUCAUACUGGAAAUUAUCUUUUAGCCAGAGAUUAUUUAACAUUGAAAAGGAGAACACGACUUGAACCAUUAGCAGUGAUUGUACUCUCUGUAUUUAUGGGUAGUAUAUCUAUACAACUUGUAGCUGAAUCUGUACAAGCCAUUGUUCGUAUGUCACAAAAUAAUCAAGAGGCACCAAACGUUAAUGAUUUAGCAUUGGGAAUAAUGGCAUCCGUAAUUGUGACUAAACUAAUCUUAUGGAUCAUUUGUUUUAAAUUUGGUGGUGGAAUGGCUAUCGAUGCGCUUAAAACCGAUCAACGUAACGAUAUACUGACGAAUGCUGCAUCAAUUUUAUUUAGUGGUCUUGCUGGACGUUUACCUCCUUUACUACGACAAAGUGAAACAUGGAAAACGCAUCCUAUUGAGGUUUUUCGGAAGAGAUUAAGCUCUAACAUCAGAAAAACUAAGACGACUUCAAAGUCAGUCAUGGAGUUUUAUCGACGACAAGAUGAACAUAUUCGUGAAUUGGAAAAGAUCGCAACUAUUAUGGAGGCAGAAACCUCCGAUGUAGAAGUAACCUCCAAUCAUCAUUCUAUUAGGCGGCAAACGCGAAUUAAUACAAUGAUUAUUGGUGUUGUAUUUUGUGCCAACGUGGUACUUUUAUUGGGUAAAGCUGUAGCAUCUGCAUUAUCAGGGUCAUUAGCAAUCAUAUCAUCUUUGCUAGAUAGUUGUGUCGAUUUGGCUUCCGGUGGAAUCAUGUGGUUUGCUGCUCGUCAAAUGCGUAAAAGGAAGCCAUACAAAUACCCAGAAGGGAGAACACGACUUGAACCAUUAGCAGUGAUUGUACUCUCUGUAUUUAUGGGUAGUAUAUCUAUACAACUUGUAGCUGAAUCUGUACAAGCCAUUGUUCGUAUGUCACAAAAUAAUCAAGAGGCACCAAACGUUAAUGAUUUAGCAUUGGGAAUAAUGGCAUCCGUAAUUGAAAACUAUAUAUAUUUAUAUAUAGCUUACAAAACAUUCAAAUAAUCAGGAAUCAAAAGUAAUUAUGGAUGGUCAACGUGUGCGUAUGAACAGAAAUUAAGGGAAGAAAAUAGGACAGAACGAUGGUUAUACAUAAGUUCAUGACCUUUUGAAACGGGUGUAUAUAUCGCUCAAAUUCUUAAAUGAUUGCAGUAGACUAGCUGGAUUUCUCCUACAUUUUAUUGUAGACAACUAGUAAUCACUGACGAAUCAGUUAAUCACCUACUGACGUUUUAACUACAUACUGCUUACCUCAAGAUUGAUACUAUCCUCCAGUUUAUAAAAUGUUCAGUAAUCCCCAACUCCAUGCCUUUAUUACUUGAAAUUUAGAGUUGUAUUUCUCUGGAAAAAUAAUUGAUAAAGUUAGUCUAUCUCUUUGCUAUAUUACUUGAUUAACUGAUUGAAUGAUAAAUUUACUGGCCCUUUUCACAUUUAUUAUCAUUUAUAGUGACUAAACUAAUCUUAUGGAUCAUUUUUUUUAAAUUUGGUGGUGGAAUGGCUAUCGAUGCGCUUAAAACCGAUCAACGUAACGAUAUACUUACGAAUGCUGCAUCAAUUUUAUUUAGUGGUCUUGCUGGACGUUUACCUCCUUUACUACGACAAAGUGAGUUUUAAUAUUGAUGCUGGGGCUUGUUUUGCCAAGCUUAUAUAUAUAUAUAUAUAUAUAUAUAUAUAUAUAUAUAUAUAUAUAUAUAUAUAUAUCAUCAAUCGAUAUCACUAUUUUCAUCGUCAUAUCUUCACUGCAUUGUCAUGUUCUAAUUUUCACUUGCUCAUUUACGCACGACAUCCAGUUUUACCGUUAUGAUAUUUGCCGUAGAUCUGUUUAUAUUUGUGGUGCUACCAAUAACAAUAAUAAUAAGUUAUUAUUGUUGUUACUUUCUGUAUUACCAAUUCAUCUAUUUUUAUAAAUUACUUUUUCAUUCAAAUAGUUUCUUUUGACAUGCUAUCGACUUUAUUUGUGAAGUAUUAUCAUCACUAUGGUCGUCCUUAUUCACGUAUUAUUUCUAAUGGUAUAUUAUAAUGCUGAAUGUAUUCAUUAACAAAAUGUCCAUAAAUUUUAUACCUUAUAUGAAAUGGAAUAUUAUGAAAUUGAAAUGAUCUGGAUAUAUGUGCGCUGUUUUAUUAAUUCUAUACGAGUGGAAAUAUUUAAGAUUUGUUCCCUAAAAACUAUCAUCAAUAAAAAAUCUCAGGUGUGACCUCUGAUUUCCUAUUGAUUAGUAAGAACACUGUAAGUAGGAUUUAGGUGAGUUGAUUAGACACAGAAAAACAAUGUUACUGAACAUGUUGAGUUACAUUGGUUUAAUGGAAACAAUCAUUAUUAUAACCAAUUGUACCAGUGAUUGUUUUACUGUACAUGUUUGUUUACCUGUACUAAAGACAUCGUUCCUUCCUUUGAUCGUGACCUUGCACGAAUUCGGUUACGCUCAGUAACCACACGUGUACUCCUUUGGCACGAUCUCGGUAUUCUUUCGAUACCACGAGAUCGCCAACGAAUACAUCUCGACUACAGCCAUCAACUGCCUUCUGACAUUUGGCUUACGGGGCAUCUUAUCCGUUAACUGGCACGUAGUCUUCCUGUAGUGAUGAUCAUAGUCAACCGCGACUAGACGCCACGCUACACAUGAGUAAUACUGAAUCACUUACACCUCAUUAUCAAAAUGAAAAUCUGUUUUCAGAUAUUGACAAUUACAUUUUUAUAAGUACACAGUGCAAAUUUAGGAAUUUUUUUAAAAUUAGUCAAAUAGAUUAUCUUGAAACAAUUCUAUCACAGUGUCAGUAUUGUAUAACUUGUUCACUCGAACUUCAUCAUUAUGGAUAACCAGAAAUAAAACCACUGUUGACCAUGAAGAAAUAUUUUCACUUAAUUCAAACUAUUACUGCUUUGAAUUUGUCCAUGUUUUCAAUUAUACUCGUUUAUAUAGUAGAUUUGUGAAUGUUUUCACUUUCAUUGAAAUCAUCCAUUUUUUUAUGAAUCUUAUCAAGUUAUCUGUUUCUUUGAUACUUUAUAUGAUUAAUAUAUAUUCUGUGUUGAAAUAUACUUAAUAUAUUUCUGAUAAAGAUGUAUAAACUGCCUGUAACAGUCAUCAUGAAUUUGUUAAAAACAAAAGUAUUUACCUUUAAUGACGAUUUCUCACCUUUUCUGUCAUUUAUAUAAUACAUAUGUCUAAUAAAGCUUAUGAGUUUAUGUUACAGUAGAAAUUUGUAUGAAUUGAGGGAUUCUUGUUUUACUGAUAUUUGAAUUACAACUAAGCUUCUAUUAAUAUUGAAAUCUGAAUUCUUUUGUCAAUAAUAUAAUAAUUAAUAUGAUCUUAUGUAACUGAAACCGAAUAUUUGUUACGUAAUAUAAAGCAAUGUUAUAAGAUGCUUGGAUAAAAAGAAUGUGUAAAUUCAAUUCACUAGACUACUACAUGAGAGUAGCAUUGAUUCAUUUUAGGUAAUCAGUUUAUAUAGAAAGUGAACAAAUAAUAAUAGCUAAUCAGAUAGGGAACCAUAAAAUCCAUAUAAUUUAGAUCAUAAUUUACUAUUGUUCGUUUUUAUAAAAGAAAUUUCUCAUUUAUUUACAUCAUUGUAAGUUAAAUGUGUUGAUUUGAUUGAAUGAAAAUAGUUAAAACAAAAGCAACAUUUAAAAUAGUCCGACCUACUAUUUCUAAUAAUUUAUAGUUGUAAGUAGGUUAAUAAAAGCAAACUGGUUGUGCUAGUUUGAAUGUUAACAUGUGAUACAACCAAGUCACCAUGAAAAGCUCUACGAAAUGUAUGAUACGCUUUUUCCUGAUUUUCUCUUCUAUUCACGUUUCUUUUUACUUUGUUACAUUUAUUUCAAUACUGAACAACAUGGUUGCCAAUGACUACAAGUUAUUUCAACAGUGAAGAUUUAUGAAACAGAAUAUUCUGUAGACAGACACAAGCUAUUUAUUAAUCAUAUAAUUUACUUAAUGAACCAACGGAUCACUAAAUAAAUUCAUUGUUUCCUUGUUC
Messenger RNA from Schistosoma bovis, 4957 nucleotides. The record is from the annotation of a GenBank genome assembly. Lineage: Eukaryota; Metazoa; Platyhelminthes; Trematoda; Strigeidida; Schistosomatidae.